GUUGACAUAGAAAUAUACAUAGUCAUGAUUAUACCUUGUCACUGGGACCACAAGACUUUGCCAUACAAACCAGACAAGCCUAGUCUUAUUUUUUAUCUCAUUCCUGAUGAUCCGGUACCACGUGUGUUUCUCCCAAAUGCUCGCGGAGAGUACUACAACUUAGUUCCUGGGCUACCAUACAUGGAACAUUCUGAAUUCGAGCCAGUGUAUUUGCUGGAGUGUGCUCCACCUCCGUUAGUGAUAGAUGCAGCUACACAAACGUAUAUGUAAGGCUCUGCAUAUAUUUUUAAAAUGUCUUUUCUGAUUAAAGUACAACACGGUUGAGAUCUUUAUCGACUUUCCCUCGAUGAUGUCUUCUUUAUCUGUAAAGAUAAAAGAUAUCGGGCCCUCGGAAAUUGUGUAUGAUUACUGAAGUUAAUUUGGAAA
Molecule: messenger RNA, 426 nt
Organism: Phytomonas sp. Hart1
Lineage: Eukaryota; Euglenozoa; Kinetoplastea; Trypanosomatida; Trypanosomatidae
Source: the annotation of a GenBank genome assembly